GCUCGGAAACUUGACUCGCCGUUAUCAAGGAGGCAAGAGAGCGGCUACUAUAACUGAAAUUGAGAGGUGCCUCCUGCACCGGGAGUACGGAGACUCGGUCCCCAGGUCACUGCAGCCAAAACCUUCCGGGUCUGGUGCACAGGAAGCCGCUCGCCCCUCCCCGGCCACCUUCCACUGGGUGCAAGAGACGGUCCGCUGGGGUCGCUGCAGCGAUGGGGACGGCCACAGGCGCUAGCUACUUCCAGAGGGGCAGCUUGUUCUGGUUCACAGUCAUCGCCGUCUCCUUCAGCUACUACACGUGGGUUGUCUUCUGGCCUCAGAGUAUCCCCUAUCAGAGCCUUGGGCCCCUGGGUCCCUUCACAAAGUACUUGGUGGACCACUAUCACACGCUCCUGAGGAAUGGGUACUGGCUUGCGUGGCUAGUUCAUGUGGGAGAGUCCUUGUAUGCCUUGGUAUUGUGCAGGCGUAAAGGAAUCACAGACAGCCAGGCCCAGCUCCUCUGGUUCCUACAGACUUUUCUGUUUGGUGUAGCCUCUCUCUCCAUCCUGUUUGCUUACAGACCAAAGCACCAAAAACAUAAUUAAAGGAGAAAGCGGGGUUUCCUUUCCACUUCUUCAAGCCCUCCUUCAGUGGGUCCUGGUUUCCAGGAUGAUCUCUCUGUCUUCUAGGUAGUGUUGUCAUAGAAACCUGUCUGAGACCCUCUAGUUACUAUGAUUUUGGUGCUCUGACCAACCUUGGUUAGACCUAUUGUUGUCUAACAAAGAAAUAAGCAAGGCCCUGCCCUUCCAGCUCUGCAGGCUUCUGGCCUGAAGAAGGCCUCAGGCCACUUUCCUGAGGUCCUUAGCUGAGCCAUUUCCCACCCUUUGACUGAGACAAGUAAACUAGAUUUGUCUGUGGGUCCACCUUUGCUCCGUGUAGUGUUUUGAAUAUGCUUGGCCCAUGGGAAGUGGCACUAUUAGGAGGUGUGGUGUUACUGUGGAGGCCAGGCUUUGAGGUCUCAUAUAUUAGCUCAAGUCUGACCAGUGUGAAACGGUCUCCUCUUGGCUGCCUCAAGAUCAAGAUGUAGAACUCUCAGCUUUUUUCCCAGCACCAUGUCUGCCUGGACACUGCCAUGCUUCUCGCCAUAAUGGACUGAGCCUCUGAAACUGUAAACCAGCCCCAUUAAAUGUUGUCCUUUGUUAAGA
This is a messenger RNA of Rattus norvegicus (Norway rat), 1184 nucleotides long. RefSeq names its product transmembrane protein 254 (gene Tmem254). The coding region runs from base 213 to 584 and encodes 123 amino acids. Gene Ontology annotation, cellular component: membrane. The transcript is spliced from 4 exons. The record is from RefSeq and is marked provisional. NCBI's taxonomy places the organism in Eukaryota, Metazoa, Chordata, Mammalia, Rodentia, Muridae.